Molecule: messenger RNA, 720 nt
Organism: Arvicanthis niloticus (Nile rat)
Lineage: Eukaryota; Metazoa; Chordata; Mammalia; Rodentia; Muridae
Gene: Nkx3-1
Product: NK3 homeobox 1
Biological process (GO): regulation of transcription by RNA polymerase II; cell differentiation
Cellular component (GO): nucleus
Molecular function (GO): DNA-binding transcription factor activity, RNA polymerase II-specific; RNA polymerase II cis-regulatory region sequence-specific DNA binding
Source: RefSeq, a predicted model, not a curated record
AUGCUUAGGGUAGCCGAUCCCCGAGAGGCACGGGUAGAGGCGGGUGGCCGCAGUCCCUGGGCAGCGCCACCCACGCAGUCCAAGCGGCUCACCUCCUUCCUCAUCCAGGACAUCCUGCGGGACCGCGCGGAGCGGCGCGGGGGACACGCGGGCAGCCUGCAGCACCAGCGCCAGCCGGACCCUAGGAGGGACCCCGCUUCAGAGCUCGACGAAGCAGGUGGUCGCGGCGUGGCUCCAGAGGACCCACCAAGUAUCCGGUCCAGCCCCACGGAGACACCUACUGAACCCGAGUCAGAUGCACAUUUUGAGACUUAUCUGUUGGACUGUGAACAUACUCCAGGGGACUUAUCAAGUGCCCCCCAGGUCACCAAGCAGCCGCAGAAGCGCUCCAGGGCAGCCUUCUCUCACACUCAGGUGAUUGAGUUGGAGAGGAAGUUCAGCCAUCAGAAGUACCUGUCUGCCCCUGAAAGGGCUCACCUGGCUAAGAACCUCAAACUCACCGAAACCCAAGUAAAAAUAUGGUUCCAGAACAGACGCUAUAAGACUAAGCGAAAGCAGCUGUCGGAAGACCUGGGAGUCUUAGAGAAGAGCUCACCGUUGUCUUUGCCAACCCUGAAGGAUGACCGCCUGUCCAGUGCCUCAUUGAUCUCCAUGUAUACUGGCUACCCUUACUACCCCUACCUGUACUGUCUGGGCAGCUGGCAUCCAACUUUCUGGUAA